Trichosporon asahii var. asahii CBS 2479 is the source of this 1812-nucleotide messenger RNA. RefSeq lists its product as uncharacterized. Gene Ontology annotation, biological process: proton transmembrane transport; NADPH regeneration. Lineage: Eukaryota; Fungi; Basidiomycota; Tremellomycetes; Trichosporonales; Trichosporonaceae. Gene Ontology annotation, molecular function: NAD binding; NADP binding. The transcript has 9 exons. Gene Ontology annotation, cellular component: mitochondrial inner membrane. The record is from RefSeq and is a predicted model, not a curated record. The coding region runs from base 1 to 1812 and encodes 603 amino acids.
AUGCUCGUAGACUCGGCGCGCACGCUGCGCCUCUUUGCGUGCGCCGUCAGAACUGGACGGCGACACCUGCAUGCGAGUGCUAGCCGCCUGGACUCGGCGGCUGGCACCAAGGCAGCCGACCCCGAAGCGCCUGGCGUCCCGUACGGCCAGCUCUCGAUUGGCGUCCCGAAGGAGACCUUUUCCGGCGAGCAGCGUGUCGCUGUUACGCCCGACGGCGUCAAGACGCUCUUGAAAAAGGGCUUCCGCGCCGUCACCGUCGAGAGCGGUGCCGGUCAGGCAAGCAACUUCCCCGACUCGGCGUACACUGCCGCCGGAGCUACUAUCGCCCCCGCUGCCGCGCAGAGCGACAUUGUCCUCCGCGUCCGCCCGCCGACACUCGAGCAGGCCAAGAUGCAGAAGGGCCAGACCCUCAUCUCCUUCCUCUACCCCGCGACUAACAAGGAGGUCGUCGAGGAGCUCCGUGAGGCUGGCGUGACUUCGUUCGCUAUGGACGCCGUUCCCCGUAUCUCUCGUGCUCAGGUCUUCGAUGCUCUCUCUUCUAUGGCUAACACCGCUGGUUAUCGUGCCGUCCUUGAGGCGGGUAACGAGUUUGGUCGCUUCUUCACUGGUCAAGUUACUGCGGCUGGAAAGAUUCCUCCCGCAAAGGUUCUUGUUAUCGGCGGCGGUGUUGCUGGUCUCUCGGCCAUCACGACUGCCAAGCGUAUGGGUGCUAUUGUCCGCGGCUUCGACACUCGCCCCGUCGUCAAGGAGCAGGUCGAGUCUCUCGGCGCCGAGUUCCUCACUGUCGACAUUGAGGAGGACGGAAGCGGUCAGGGCGGCUACGCCAAGGAGAUGUCCAAGAUGGCUCUCUUCGCCGAGCAGGCCAGGGAUGUCGACAUCAUCAUCACGACGGCCCUGAUCCCCGGCAAGCCUGCGCCCAAGCUGAUUCUGAAGGAGCACGUCGAGGCCAUGAAGCCCGGCUCGGUCAUUGUCGACCUCGCUGGCGAGGCUGGCGGUAACUGCGAGCUGACCAAGCCUGGAGAGAAGGUCGUCCACAAUGGCGUUACCAUCCUCGGCUACACUUCCUCGACGCUGUACUCGAACAACAUUACCAAGUUCCUCCUCUCCAUCGGCAAGGACGGCAAGUUCCACGUUAACCUCGACGACGAGGUCGUCCGUGGCGCCCUUGUGACCAUGGACCGUCAGCUGCUCUGGCCGGCGCCCCGCCCCGCUGCGCCUCCCGCCCCGGCUGCUCCCCCAAAAGCUGUUGAAGAACCUACCAAGGAGGUUACUCCCUGGCAGAAGUCCGUUCGCGAGGUCGCCGGCACCUCUGCUGCGCUCACCGGUGUUCUUGGUCUCGGCAAGCUCACCUCGCCUGCCUUCAUGGGCAUGUUCGGCACCCUCGGUCUGGCUGGUCUCGUCGGCUUCCGUGCUGUCUGGAACGUGGCCCCCGCUCUCCACUCUCCUCUGAUGUCGGUCACCAACGCCCUGUCCGGUCUUGUCGGUGUUGGCGGUCUCUUCGCGAUGGGCGGUGGUAUGAUGCCCCAGACCUUUCCUCAGUGGCUCGCGGCUGCCAGUCUGACCACAGACAUCUUCGGUGGUUUCCUGAUCACCAAGCGCAUGCUUGACCUCUUCCGCCGCCCCGGUGACCCGCCCGAGUACGCCUGGCUGUACGCCAUCCCUGCCGCCCUCUUCGCCGCCGGCCUGAUCUGGGCCUGGCAGACGGGCGAGGCCGGCCUCACGCAGGCGGGCUACGUUGCGUCCACCUUCCUGUGUAUUGGCGCCCUGACCGGCCUCAGCGCUCAGGUAAGCUUGUUGGUUGUAGCUAGCUAA